UGUGGAUGAGAACCAGAAGGUUCAGGUGCCUCCAGGCUGUGCAGACUCCUGGCAAGUAGGAAACCAGCUGGGAACCAGCGUCAUGAAGUGGAUGGUGGUGGCCUUGCUUUGCCUGCCGCUCUUGGAGGCGACAAAGCUCAAGAUCCCCCUGAAGAAGUUCAAGUCCAUCCGGGAGACCAUGAGGGAAAAGGGCUUGCUGGACGACUUCCUGAAAACCCACAAGCGGGAGCGCACCCGGAAGGUCACCAACCACUUUGGUGACUUCAGCGUGCUGUUCGAGCCCAUGUCCUACAUGGACGCGUCCUACUUUGGCGAGAUCAGCCUCGGGACACCACCCCAGAACUUCCAGGUCCUGUUCGACACCGGCUCCUCCAACCUGUGGGUGCCGUCUGUGUACUGCAAGAGCCUGGCCUGCAUCACUCACCCCCGCUUCAACCCCAACGUGUCCUCCACCUACACUUCCGCCGGGCAGUCUUUUGCUCUGGAGUACGGCAGCGGCAGCCUCACCGGCAUCUUCGGCUAUGACACCAUGACCAUCCAAGAAAUCCAGGUGACCAAGCAGGAGUUUGGCCUCAGUGAGCAAGAGCCAGGCAGCACCUUUCUCUUUGCCCAGUUCGAUGGCAUCAUGGGCCUGGCCUACCCCGGCCUGUCCAUCGGGGGCGCCACCACUGCUCUGCAGGGCCUGAUGCGGGAGGGCGCCCUCUCCCAACCCCUCUUCAGCGUCUACCUGGGCAGCCAGCAGGGCUCUUCGGAUGGGGGCAUGCUCAUCCUGGGCGGCCUGGACGAAAGCCUGUACAAGGGGCAGAUCUCCUGGACGCCCGUCACCCAGGCGCUCUACUGGCAGAUCGGCAUUGAAGACUUGCACGUUGGUAACCAGGCUUAUGGCUGGUGCUCCCAAGGCUGCCAGGGCAUUGUGGACACCGGCACCUCCCUGCUCACCAUGCCCCAGGAGUACCUGACCCCCCUGAUGCAGGCCUUAGGGGCCCAGCAGAGCCAGUUUGGAGAGUACGUAGUGGACUGUGACAGCGUCCAGAGCCUCCCCACUCUGAACUUCAUCCUCAGUGGCGUGAAGUUCCCUCUGCUGCCCUCGGCCUACAUCAUCAAAGAGGACCAUUACUGCUUCGUGGGGCUGGACACUACCUACCUGUACUCGGAGAGUGGCCAGCCCCUCUGGAUCCUUGGGGACGUCUUCCUGAGGUCCUACUACUCUGUCUUCGACAUAACCAACAACAGGGUGGGCUUCGCCCCUGCCGCCUAGACGCCCGCCUGGCCCCCGGCCCCUUUCCUCCUUGGGCACCCAGCUUGUGCAGAGUUCUCUGUGCUUCCCUUCCUGGGUUCAGCCUCCCUUUCCUGGACCCUGCAGUUUCUCUAAUAAUAAAUAGUUC
Molecule: messenger RNA, 1385 nt
Organism: Fukomys damarensis (Damara mole-rat)
Lineage: Eukaryota; Metazoa; Chordata; Mammalia; Rodentia; Bathyergidae
Gene: Pgc
Product: progastricsin
Exons: 10
Coding region: 83-1258 (391 amino acids)
Biological process (GO): proteolysis
Molecular function (GO): aspartic-type endopeptidase activity
Source: RefSeq, a predicted model, not a curated record